This is a messenger RNA of Limulus polyphemus (Atlantic horseshoe crab), 787 nucleotides long. RefSeq names its product peptidyl-tRNA hydrolase ICT1, mitochondrial-like. Gene Ontology annotation, cellular component: mitochondrial large ribosomal subunit. The record is from RefSeq and is a predicted model, not a curated record. Gene Ontology annotation, molecular function: translation release factor activity. Gene Ontology annotation, biological process: mitochondrial translational termination. NCBI's taxonomy places the organism in Eukaryota, Metazoa, Arthropoda, Merostomata, Xiphosura, Limulidae. The transcript has 6 exons. The coding region runs from base 19 to 687 and encodes 222 amino acids.
AUCGGACAACCAAACAAAAUGGCAGCAGCUAUAAGCAUUGGAAAACCAGUUGGGUUUGGGCUUCGUCGAUGGUGUAUUACUGUUAAAGGUUUUCGAUUGCCGGCAGUUAUAUGGAAGGAAACUCAAGUGAACUAUUCAAAUUAUUCUGCGCCUUCAUUUCCAGAAUUUAAAAGUGCAUACAGUCUCGAUAAAAUAUAUGCAGAUAGCAGUCUGAACUUAAAUACAAUUCCAGAGCCACCAAAAAAUUCUGAAGAGAAGUUUUCUGGAUAUAUUCCGAUAGAUAAAUUAAAGAUUUCUUAUAGUCGAAGUAGUGGGCCAGGAGGUCAAAAUGUUAAUAAGGUCAAUACGAAAGUAGAGAUUCGAUUUCAUCUCUCUACUGCAGAUUGGAUACCAGAAAGUGUCAGAAACAAGAUGUUAGAAAUUUACAAGACCAGCAUCAACAAGGAGGGAUAUUUUAUGGUCAAUUCGGACAAGACUCGUACACAAACUUUAAAUCUGGCUGACUGUAUGGACAAAAUUAGAUGUAUGAUUCGAGAAGCCUCCAGACCACCACCAGAAGUGCUUCCAGAAACACGGCAAAUGUUGAAAGCUAGACAAGAUCGGGCAUCUUCGAUGAGGUUACGUCAGAAGAGAAUUCACUCGUCCAUCAAGAAAGAUCGUCAGUCCCCUACACUACAAGAUAUAUAAUUUUAUUAGUUUAAAGUCUGUACAUUGUAAGUAGCAUUUUUUCUCAGAAAAUAGGAAUAAUAAAAAACCUGGUGUGGCAUUAGUUAUUUUUGAUGUAUUA